Messenger RNA from Macrobrachium nipponense, 2621 nucleotides. RefSeq names its product glutamate receptor 4-like. The record is from RefSeq and is a predicted model, not a curated record. The transcript has 11 exons. Gene Ontology annotation, molecular function: ligand-gated monoatomic ion channel activity. Gene Ontology annotation, cellular component: membrane. Lineage: Eukaryota; Metazoa; Arthropoda; Malacostraca; Decapoda; Palaemonidae. Bases 469 to 1869 code for a protein of 466 amino acids.
GUACAUAUAUGUGUUUAACAAAUCUGAAAAUGUAUACUUCUUCCAUGUUUUAAAAGCAAUUACUCCAAUACCCUAAAGCUAAACAAGAAACUGCUUUCAAGUCGAUCAUAACUGCAAACUGGAAUUCCCUCCUUGAGACUCAAGUGUUGUAUACCAAAUGCAAAUUAUUGGAAAUUGUUAGCCCAUCUCAAAUAACGAUAUAAACCAGUUCCCCAAAAGAGAAAAUAAGGAAGUCGAUGGUUUUUACUGAGAAAGUAACGGUUCGUUGGUUUUCUGAAUAGUUAUUUUGUGUCUGGCAAUAAUACUGACUGAACUGCAUUAGUCAAGGGCGUAAGUUAAGAGUAUUCCAUGAAAUUCGAAUCAAUAGGUACAAAAUAGCAACACCAAUUUCAAGGAGUUCACGAUGGUGUGGUCGACAAAGAGCGAGCCAGUGUUGAAUCAGAACAGGGUGAGGCAGAAGAAGGCCCCAUGGACUGGGAAAAUGUUACUGGAUGCCUCAACCUUACCAUUGCUGAAUGGAAUCCAUACACUAUCUUCUUGAAUUCAACACCACCAUACAAGGUCGUCGGGAGCAUCAUAGACAUAGUGGACAUCAUCGCUGAGAAGAUGGGCUUUUGCUACAACCUCGUGCGAGGGAAGGACACCGAUUGGGGGAUGGAACUGCCUGACGGGUCAUGGAGCGGCUCCAUUGGAAUACUCCACAGAGGGGAGGCCUCUAUGUCAGCUACAGUCUACUCAAUGUCGGUCAAAAGGACGAAAGCCAUAGACUUCGGCACCCCUGUCUACAUCAACGAUCAGACCGUAGCUUUUAAAAGGCCUGUUCUGGGACACGACGUUACUGGUUUCAUCAAACCUUUCCAUUAUAAUACAUGGAUAGGAGUCCUGACGAUGCUUUUAACAGCCUGUGCAGUGAUAAGUGUCGUGCAGUUCAUCCACAACUGGAUUGUUAUGACGUCAAAUCUCCCUCCUAGUAAGAAGAAAAGUCAGUUUGAUUCAGUUGGAUUUCAUCACUACCAAUGGUCUUUCGGCAACCUUAUGGGACAAGCGCCAGAAUGGGAGCCCAAGGGUGACUCCGUGAGGGUCUUCGGAGCCAUGUGGCUUCUCAUGGCAUUCAUUUUGUCCAACUACUACUGCUCCAACCUGCGAGCCAUCCUCAUCACGCCAAAAGUCGUUUUACCUUUCAACGAUUUCUGGGGACUGGCGAAGACAAACUUCCUCGUGUGGGCUCCCAAAGGAAGUCGGUUCAACGAGGCAUUGAAUAAUGCUGAGGAAGGAUCGAAGCUGGCCGCCGUCAGGAAGAACAUCAUCCUGACGAGGAACAUUACGGAAGGACCCGAAGGACUCUACGAAGGGAAAUGGGGCGUGGUCGAUGUGAGGGGAGCAGUCAUCUAUUACUUACACCACGACUACUCUCAAAAAGGGUAUUGUCAAUCCUAUAUCAUCGAAGACGGCGUACUGCGAACAACGAGCCUCUCUUUCGGAUAUCCAAAAGGAUCAACCAUGAGGCCGAAAGUGGACGACAUUGUCAGAAGACUCCAAGAGUCUGGGAUCAUCGACCAAAAGUUUCGCUGGCGCGUCCGAAACGCCACCGAGUGCUUGAAACCGAUCGGGUCGGGAUUCUCCGACACUCAGCGCGCUAUGGCCUUACCCGAUUUCUAUGGAGUCUUUGCCAUAUACUUGGGAGGAACAGCACUGAGCAUGUUAGUCUUUGGUUGGGAGCUGUGUGUCUCUGCUACGUGUGGCUCCAAGAAAAAAGUCCACAUAUUAUCAUUCCACCGCUUUUCCCGGAGCCGCGGUUUGCAAGACGGACAAGACAAACCAUCCGAUCCCGCCAAUGAGGACAAGUUGAGCGCACACGAUGAGCAGUAAUAUGUGAUGUGGUUCUAAUCCUUCACCUUUCAUUCAAGUAAAGGAGUUCCGAGGGUUACCUUAUUUGGUAUGUACUCGAUAAAGAUAAACUUCACUCUGCAUUUCAGUUUAACAAGCAAGUUAAUUCUUGAGGAAUAUAACCUCAAAACAAUGGAAGUAAAUGUUCUUGUACCAUAUGCAUAAUAAAUAAAUUCCAACAUUAAAUAGAGUAGACACUGAGCAACUAGCAGUCAUCAUAAGUAUAAGUAUUCAUAUCCACUUUGAUGAAAUGCCAUAGUCACACAUUUUGAUUUAGCACAAAACUGAUGAUUAACAGUGCACAUAAAGAGAUAACGCUUGUAAUAUUUCAACAUCAUUAAUAAUAACUGAAUUCCUCAUUUUCAGUUAAAGAAAGGGCUCAUAAGGGAAUUUUCCAAUUCAAUGCAGUCCUGUACAAAUCUGUACAAACUGGUACCCAAAACACUGUCAGGCUAGAGUAGAUUCACAUCAACCGUGCAUUUGAUGUCCAAGCCAGUCCCUUACGACGCUCCUGAUUGGCUGUUGAUAAGCCAGUCACGGGCUGGAAACUCUCAGUCUCUCGAGAGAGUUUACAUAGGCAGGAUGUAUGUUCCACCUCUCCUGAGGGAUACUUUUGAAGGACGGAUCCUCCAGGAGAGGUGGAAGAUAGAUCCUACCCAUGUGCACUCUCGAGAGAGACUGAGAGUUUCCAGCCCCGUGAUUGGCUUAUCAACAGCCAAUCAGGAGCGUCGUAA